CAGAGGUCCUGCAUUUCGUAGGAAUGCCAGAGCUCUUCGGGGAAAACCUCUCUCUCUGGACACCCUCCCCAGCCAGCCCCUGAUGCCACAGGGAGGAGAGACGAACCUGUGCCGAGGGAGGAAGGAGGGUGCCCGAGCGCUCUUUGGCUACUGCUACCAGGACAGCGACGACAUCCCGGACACACUGACCACCAUCACGGAGCUGGGAGCCCCUGUGGAAAUGAUCCAGCUGCUGCAGACUUCCUGGGAGGAUCGAUUCCGAAUCUGCCUCAGCCUGGGCCGCCUCCUCCACCACCUGGCCCACUCCCCGCUGGGCUCGGUCACUCUGCUGGACUUCCGCCCUCGGCAGUUUGUGCUCGUGGAUGGGGAGCUGAAGGUGACGGACCUGGAUGAUGCACGAGUGGAGGAGACGCCAUGUACAAGCCACGCUGACUGUGUACUUGAAUUUCCAGCGAGGAACUUCACCCUGCCCUGUUCUGCCCAGGGCUGGUGUGAGGGCAUGAAUGAGAAGCGGAACCUCUACAAUGCCUACAGGUUUUUCUUCACAUACCUCCUGCCCCACAGUGCCCCGCCCUCACUCCGGCCUCUGCUGGACAGUAUCGUCAAUGCCUCAGGAGAGCUCACCUGGGGUGUAGAUGAGACCCUGGCCCAGCUGGAGAUGGUGCUGCACCUGUACCGGAGCGGGCAGUAUCUGCAGAACUCUACAGCAAGCAGCAGUGCCGAGUACCAGCGCAUCCCAGACAGCACCAUCCCACAGGAAGACUACCGAUGCUGGCCCUCCUACCACCACGGCAGCUGCCUCCUGUCUGUGUUCAACCUGGCUGAGGCUGUGGACGUCUGUGAGAGCCAUACCCAGUGCAUUGCCUUUGUGGUCACCAACCAGACCACUUGGACAGGUCGGAAGCUGGUCUUUUUCAAGACUGGAUGGAGCCAGGUGGUCCCUGAUCCCAACAAGACCACCUAUGUGAGGGCCCCCAGCUGACCUGUCUGAGGGCUCAGCUGAGCAGCUGACCGACCGUCCUCGCCAGCUGGGCUUGCCUGCGGCAGGAGUGAUUUACACCAGCAGCACUGCGUGUCACCUGGGAGCGCCUGCAGACAGUGCUGACUUCCCAGACAGACUGACAUGACCAGAACAAACGUGCAAUAA
Molecule: messenger RNA, 1147 nt
Organism: Fukomys damarensis (Damara mole-rat)
Lineage: Eukaryota; Metazoa; Chordata; Mammalia; Rodentia; Bathyergidae
Gene: Pkdcc
Product: protein kinase domain containing, cytoplasmic
Exons: 7
Coding region: 83-982 (299 amino acids)
Molecular function (GO): non-membrane spanning protein tyrosine kinase activity
Source: RefSeq, a predicted model, not a curated record